UGUAGCGAGACAGCUGUGAGAGACGUUGUCGUUGUGCCAGGUAUUUUCAGCGUUUUUAUCUGUUUAGUGACACAUUUUUUUAUUUUUUAACUUGCCUAUGGCACAACACGCAUUCCGUCAUUUGGUAGUCAGUUUUUAAAGGGGAUGAAAAGGCUCAAGAGGAAGAAACAAAACGCCGGAGUUGGGGUGAAUGGGAAUGGAUCCCUCACAAGAGAACAAGAUUGUGGGAGGAAACAGAAGUUGGCUGAGAUCCAUCAGGCUUUGAUAAGUGAUCCAGUGGACAUUGAGACCCUGAGGAGAGCAGCAGCCACUAAAGGAGGACUGCUCACUGAUGAACUGAGGAGAAAAGUCUGGCCUAAACUUCUCAACAUCAAUGUGUAUGAGCUACCAUAUAAACCUGGUCGAGAUGUGAGAGAGAACCACAAGGAUUACAACCAGGUACUCCUGGAUGUCAGGAGGUCCAUGAAGCGGUUCCCUAAAGGUAUGCCAGCCACAGAGAGAGCCGUGCUGCAGGAGCAGCUGAUUAACAUCAUACUGGAGGUUUUGAAACACAACCCUCAGCUCCAUUACUACCAGGGCUACCAUGAUGUGGCUGUCACUCUGCUGCUGGUAGUUGGGGAGCGAAUGGCCAUCGCCAUGUUGGACACACUAUCCAAUUAUCACCUCAGGGAUUUUAUGGAUCCUACCAUGGACAGCACUAAACACAUUUUAAACUACCUGAUGCCUAUACUGGAACAAGUCGAUACAGAGUUACAUGACUUCAUGAUCAGAGCGGAGGUGGGAACCAUCUUUGCGUUGUCCUGGCUCAUCACAUGGUACGGCCACGUCCUGUCAGAGUUCAGACACACCCUCAGACUCUACGACUUCUUCCUGGCUUCACAUCCACUGAUGCCCAUCUACCUUGCUGCCACGAUUGUGUUGCACAGAGAGAAGGACGUGAAGCAGACAGAGUGUGACAUGGCCAUGGUCCACCACCUCCUCUCCCGCAUCCCUCAGGACCUCCCAUAUGAACUUCUGAUCGCUCAGUCCCAGGACCUGUUCAACCAGUACCCUCCAUCAUUACUGGCCAAGCGGGCAGCACUGCAGUCUCGCAAGAGUUUGUCCAUCAGCACCUUCCAGGCGUUUCAGCUCUCCACCCUCCACCAGAGGCCAGACUCUGUUCUUCAACGCCUCACCAAGGCCCAGGGCUCCACCACCUCCAGACAAGCCUCUCAACACUCAGGCCUGGAAGCAGCUUUGCCCCGGGACCGAGGCCAGCUGUGGGGGAAGGGGAACAGGAUGGUGAAGAUGGCAGUGUGGGGGCUGUCUGCUACACUCGGGGCGGCUGUGUUCGCUGUGGCUCAGACAGCCAUGGACUGGGGACCCGAGGUGUUACUACAACUGUUCUGAUGUGGCGGUGGGGAUAGAGACUGUUGCACACACACACACACACACACACACACACACACACACACACACACACACACACACACACACACACACUGAUACACGGUGACAGCAGACACACAUCUGCUCUUUUGACGGAUGAACAAUAUACAAACAUACAUACACAAACACAGACUUUGAAGACUUGAAGCUCGUCUUGUGCUCGGCGGGCGAGGUAGAGAGAAGCAGGAGGUCAGUUAUCUUGGUGCCAAACAGGUUGUUGCUACUCAACCACAAUGAACAUAUGUUAACCACUAGUCAGCCUCAGGAUACAUGUGCAUGUGUGUGAGAGGGUGUAUGUGUGUUACAUGUUUGUGAGCAUGUAAGCCAGACCUCAUACCACAUGUCAGCAUGGGUGAAUGACGGGCCUUUUGGGCACAGGCCCAGGGACCUAGGUGGUAAACAGGCUCCAGGGUCAGCGCCUCUGUCCGAAGUGAUGGAAAAUCAAGCAAACAACCACAAAAAACUUUGGAGAGGAAGGAGUAGAACUACAAAAUCAAACAAAAUAACUACAGAUAGAUGCAAAAAAAACAAAAAGUGAGGCAAAAUGUCUACAAGACAAAAAAAAACAACCACAAGAAACCCAAAAAGUCAUUAAAUGACCACAAAGAUACAAAAUGACAACAAAGGGAUGCAAUAGAACUGCAAAGAAACACAACUUAAAGACACAAACAUGUAUAACAACUACAAAGAGAAACAAAACAACUACUAAAAGACACUAAAUGACUAUAAAAGAUGCUAAAUAACCUCAAAGACACAAAACACCCUCAAAGAGAUGCAAAAUGACCGCAAAGAGCCACGUUGUGAUAGGGAGCCUGUUGUCUCAUAAUCCGUCCGUGCAUGUGAGACACUGGCACAUCUUGCUCCUUCAGGCUGUUGCUCACAUGCCACCAUUGUUGUACCGUUUCAGACGUGUCGCCGUAUAUUUCCUGUUAGCUGAUUAUUUUUGCUGAUAACUCAUUUUUUAGACCAUCACGCUUGACUUGGAUUUCUGUUGAAAGUGUUAUUGUGCGCUUGUUGGAUCAGCAGCCAUCGCUGAGAGCCAAUAGUGCCUGUAGCCAGCACGAUGACACAUGAAUGCAAAUUAUUAAAGAGCAGCGUUUUCCGCUGAAAGCUUCCAGUUAUAAGCAAAGAAGGAGAGCGGGAGAGAAAGAGGUAGUGAUGGAGGGAGAGUUUUGGCCUGUGAGUCAUUUAUUAGUUGCUUUGCUCCGCAUGCCAGUGACUUACAUUAACAGUAGCGUUUGACACACAAAACAAACUGUUGUUGCACCUAAAAUGGGAACUUCACACACAGUUAGCAUGCAGCACCAAAUACAAGCAGUGGGCCUUUUGCAGGAGGUAUUGAAAUACAUAUUUUUUAAUGUUAUUUUUAUAUUUUCUGUAGCGGUUUUCUAGCUGUCUCUCCCAUUACUGCUGAAAGAAUAUGGGGAAGACACCAGUACUUUUACAUUCUUAAAAUAUUUAGCAGGUUUGCGCCAACAUCCACCCUGAACAGCCGUCAACAGAGCUACAGUACAUGGACUCAGUUCUUCUUCAACAUCAUAUUUCUCUUCAAAAAUUUACCACUGUGCUUUAAAAUUAUUUUAUGGCCACAAUAUGAGGAUAGUUUGUGUGUUAUAAUUUUAAUAUAUUAUGUGACAGAAAGACUUGUAUUUUUUUUUUUUUUUUUUUUUUAUUAGUUUGAAGAAGUUAACUAUGUGCAUCUCCUGAAAAGGCAUCACAACCACUGUAGAUAUUGUUGGACCAAACGCAAUCACAGAGUUUCAUAACCUGAAAAGUGAAUAUUAAUAAUACAGGCUUUUUCCACCUGAGGUACAUACGCAUCUACAGAGCAGGGGGGUUUCUCCAAACAGCAAUGCACGCUCUGGUUGUCGACUUAUGAUCUGAAAUAUUUAUCAGCUUUUACUAGCAACGCAGCCAAACUGCUGCAUCCAUUAACACAACUUCACUGGAGUCACAACACUCUCCUUCCUGCACGUCCUCUGUUAUCAGAUAUAACUGUCACAUCUUCACACAGCCGGAUGUACAGUCUGCCCUGUUGAUUUUAGUGACCACUGAACAAAUGAAUUCAACUGGUACGUAGUCUGUUGUGUAUAAAAUUACAGUAUACAGAAGAGCAGUAGAUCAAAAGCAAACAACAGAAGAAAGUGACAAGAAUUUGCAAGAAUUUUUAUCAAGUUUGGUGAAUUUAAUUUUAUGAAUCUAGAGAGCUCUUUGAGGAGGAUUGCAGAGCUGAGUAGUUAACAAGCCUGUCAAUCAGACUGUCAGGAGUAGCUUGAGGGACUGUCAAAUUUGUAUGAAGUUGAUUGGUGAUAAUCAGACAGUCAUUUCAUUAGACAGUCAAUAAAUCAAUCAAUGGCCUGAAACUCAGGUGGUCGACUGGCCUGUAAAACGGUUGGCCAGUAAAAGUAAAGUGAAGAAUUCAACAUCCAGUUAAUGAACUCGGCUACAGUCUAACAAGCUGUACACCACAUUAAACACGUGUGUGUCUGUGCACUGUGAUUAAAUGCUGUGUGUGUGUGUGUGUGUGUGUGUGUGUGUGUGUGUGUGUGUGUGUGUGUGUGUGUGUGUGUGUGUGUGUGUGUGUGUGUGUGUGUGUGAGAGUGUGUGAGAGAGAGAGGGAGAGAAAUGGAACAGUUAGCUUUAGUCAGCUCUCUUGUUUUCUUUAUUUGCUUUCUGGGCAUCUUCAGUGUUUUUAUUUAUUAAUUGUUUUGGUGCUUUAUUAACUGUCGAAAGUCAAAUUAUUUAUUUCACGAGCAACAAUCUGAUUGCUAUUUAUUUGAUGGGUAAAUAUUAAUUGGAAAUAAAUGAAUGUUUAAUUGAAAUAGCUGCAUACAGAUUAGUAUGCUUUGUAAUUAUCAGAAAUCUGAGGGUUUAUAUAACGGUGAUCCAGUUAUUUUGCACACAGAGUAUCAGUAUCUGGACAGUCAUUCAGAAUCAGGCAAGAAGUUGAAGAAAUAGUUUUCUGGGAAAUACAAUUAUUUACUCUCUUGCAGAAAAUUAGACGAGAAGAUUGAUACGACUAUUGAAGGCAAAUUUCCCACACGUUUAAAUGUUUGGUUAAUGUGCAAGUGGAUUAAAUAAUACACAAAUUACUUUGUAAAGGGAACAUUUAUUGUUUUAUGGUGCAUGGUUGGCAGUGAUUUGUUCCCUGCUCUGUUACACAAACAGCUCAUUCUGCAGUGAAGUUAAUUCUGUCACCACUGUGCAUUUAUGACGCUUAGUUACAGGUGAUUCAUAUAAACCGCUUUAUUAAUUAGAAGGCAUUUUUGCAUGGUUUUUGUUUACACUUGAUUGUCUGCCUAUUCAUAAAUGUGCAGGGAAAAACCCUUUGACCAGGGUCUGUGAUCUUCAAACAUAAGUCUAGAUGCUACUGUGCAGUUGUAUCUGUGCCAUGUAUUCUUACACAUAAACAUACACACACACUCAUACGGGGAGAGAUGGGUGGUGGUGGUGCCAGAUCCUAAUGAGGAUUAAUUCCUGCCGCUGGCUCUUGGCGUGCUUAAGACACUUUCUCCUUGUUUUGUUUUUUUUCUCACAUUCGCACUCAAACACCUACACCCACACCUGCACUAGCCUCAGUCUGGCAGAUGCCUCAGAUGAAAAAUGAUUGAAGCAUUGGUUUCAGUGAAACCAGUACAAAAUGUAAAUGUUGUUGCAGGUAUUGAUUGCAUUUCCAAAGCUGGCUCAAAAAUAUUUUUUUGCAAGUUUCAGGGCCAUAAAAUCAAUUAAACGCACUGUGUAAACUUUAGAGGAAGAAAACACAGUAAAUAGAUAAUAUAUCAUUUCAUUGUUUUUAGCAUUUUAUUAUCUGGUUUCUCUCACUACAUAUCAGCUCACAUCUGCAAAGAUUUUGAGGCUGUUUUGCACUCCACCCACUAAUCACAAAAUCCUUUAGAUAAUUAAAUGCAGUUUUAGCAAUUUGACCAGAUCUGAUCAGUUUUUAAGUUGAUUUUGAAAUGAGAGAUGCAUCUUUUGAAACAGAAAUUUGCAGCUGUUUAAUCAAAAUGUGAAACUUCCAGGAGUUAUUUAAAGAGUUGACCUCUCAUUUGAAGUGUGUGUAAUUUAUUCCACGGGUUUAAUAAAAGUGAUCGGAGAACAUUAAAAAUUCCUGGAUUUCAUGCCAAAUUAUGAAUUCACUGUGGUGUGAUGAAGAGCCUGAUGUUGAACUCCCAGUGAGCUUGUGUUGAGCCUCUGAUGACGCUGUGUUCUUCCCUCAGGUCCAGAAUUUCCCAAAAGACUUUAUCACACCAAAUGCUUUUUACAGAAGCAGGUGCAAAUUCAAGCCUGUAGUCAUGUGUGUAUUUCUGUGGGCAUUUUAGCGCAUGUUUCUCAUAAUGGUUACGAAGAGAUACACACUGUAUCUUUGAACAUAUCAGGUUCUUUGCACCUUGUACUUGUUGUAUUGAAAUGUGUGUUUGGCCUAUAGAUGAAGCCUCUUUCUGUCUAUGAAGUAGAACCGUGAAUAAAACGACAAAGAAAACA
Messenger RNA from Seriola aureovittata, 5910 nucleotides. RefSeq lists its product as uncharacterized. Gene Ontology annotation, cellular component: endoplasmic reticulum membrane. Gene Ontology annotation, molecular function: GTPase activator activity. The transcript has 10 exons. Lineage: Eukaryota; Metazoa; Chordata; Actinopteri; Carangiformes; Carangidae. The record is from RefSeq and is a predicted model, not a curated record. Gene Ontology annotation, biological process: positive regulation of GTPase activity; endoplasmic reticulum to Golgi vesicle-mediated transport. The coding region runs from base 145 to 1389 and encodes 414 amino acids.